AUGUCCCUUCGACCGGCGGGCCUCCAGCCGCUGGACGCGGAGGAGUUCCGCGCGCACGCGCACCGCAUGGUGGACUAUAUCGCGGACUACUACCGCGAUAUCGAAUCACACCCCGUUAAAAGCACCGUCGAGCCAGGGUACCUGCAGCACCACGUGCCUGAGAGCGCACCAGAGGAGGGCGAGCCGCUGGACAAGAUACUCGCAGACGUGUCGGGCGCCAUAAUGCCGGGCAUAACGCACUGGCAGAGCCCGUCGUUCUUCGCCUUCUUCCCCGCCAACAGCAGCACGCCCGCGCUGCUGGCAGACAUGCUGUGCUCCGCGCUCAACGUCGUGGCCUUCAACUGGCUCGCCUCGCCCGCCGCCACCGAGCUUGAGACGCGCGUGCUCGACUGGUUCGCCCGCCUGCUGCUGCUGCCACCCGCCUUCCUUGCCUCUGACUCCGGCGGGAGGGGGGGCGGUGUGAUUCAGGGCACUGCGAGCGAGGCGGUGCUGGUGGCUGUGCUGGCAGCACGCGAGAAGGCCCUGCGCGCCCUGCACGCACAGGACCAGCAGCAGCAGCACGCACACUCACAUGCAGCUGCAGGGGCAGGCGCAGGGGGGGCUGGUGGCGAGGGAGGGGGAGGAGAGGGGGCAGCGGUGGGGAGCGGAGGCGGGUUGGAGCGGCUGGUGGCGUAUGUGUCGGACCAGACCCACUCAUGCGUCAAGAAGGCAUGCCAGAUCGCGGGCAUUCCUAGCGGCAACCUGCGAGUGCUGGCCACGAGUGCGAGCGAGAGCUAUGCGCUGCAGCCCAGCACACUGCAAGAGGCUGUGGCCGCCGACACACGUGCAGGCCUCGUGCCCUUCUUCCUCACCUGCACUGUGGGCACCACCUCGUCCACCGCAGUGGACCCCAUUGAACCGCUCGCCGCCAUAGCUCAGGCGCAUGGCAUGUGGGUGCACGUGGAUGCAGCGUAUGGAGGAGCAGCGUGUGUGUGUGAGGAGCACCAGCAGCACCUGGCGGGCGUGCAGCACGUGCAGUCGCUGGCCGUGAACGCACACAAGUGGCUGCUCACUAACUUCGACUGCUGCUGCCUCUGGACGCAGGACACCAAGGCAGUGCAGGACGCGCUCACCACCACGCCGGAGUACCUGCGCAAUAAGGUCAGCAGCACUGCCACCACUGCAUGCCACCACUGCAUACCAGCAGUGCGUGCCAGCAGUGCAUGCCAGCAGUGCAUGCCAGCAGUGCGUGCCAGCAGUGCGUGCCAUCGGGGUGCUCUGCUUGCUGUCCUGCAAGGUGCCAUCCUCCCCGUCUCGUGUCCUGGCUCGCCUCUGCAUGCCCAUCCAUCUACCCACUCGCUUCUCUAG
Messenger RNA from Closterium sp. Naga37s-1, 1347 nucleotides. The record is from the annotation of a GenBank genome assembly. Lineage: Eukaryota; Viridiplantae; Streptophyta; Zygnematophyceae; Desmidiales; Closteriaceae.